This is a messenger RNA of Medicago truncatula (barrel medic), 3149 nucleotides long. Its product is annotated as probable inactive receptor kinase At4g23740. NCBI's taxonomy places the organism in Eukaryota, Viridiplantae, Streptophyta, Magnoliopsida, Fabales, Fabaceae. Gene Ontology annotation, biological process: protein phosphorylation. The transcript has 3 exons. Bases 1154 to 3001 code for a protein of 615 amino acids. Gene Ontology annotation, molecular function: protein binding; ATP binding; protein kinase activity. The record is from RefSeq and is a predicted model, not a curated record.
UAUAGACGAUAUUGUAGCACAUGGGUCAGCAGUCACCUAUGUAAAAGAAGCACGAGACAAAGCUCUUGAGCUAACCUAUUGUCCUUGUCUAGUUUGUCUCUCUACAAGAACAUCUCUUUAUUAUUGCACCUCCAUUCUUUCCUUCCACACCAAAAUUUCAAUAGAAUCAAUAGAAAGUUUUUGUUCAAAACCAAGGAGAAAGAGAAGAACCAAAGAUAGAAGCAGUUAGAGUUAGCAGUGUACAACCGAGAUUGUGCCUGUUGUAUACGAGGUUUUCGAUGCCUUUGGAACCUCAGCGCGACUGUAAUUGCAGCCACAUCGACCAUAUUUGUUUAUAACUUCUUGUGAUACUUAGGAUUUUGAUGUAACUAUGCCAUUUUUUAAAAUCUUGUACCUAUCCAUUUUCUUGCUAACUCCUAUAUAGUCCAUCUCUAUUCUAAUUAUCAUUAGUUCUGGUGAAUUUUAGAAUCAAGGAGUAUGUUGUGAAUCUUCAUUGAAGUGCCAAUUUCUCUGCAUUUUAUAUUGUGGAUCCUUAGUUUAUGUUAGAUUAUUUCCUAAUCUGAAAGAAAAUAUCAAGUUCAACACUUUCAUGCUUUUUUUUUGUUUAUAUACAUAUGUUAAAUGUUACUGGUAUUUCUGUUUAUAAAUUCCACAAAUUGGCAUUUUUUUUUAAUCAAAAUAUAGUGGGGAAAUGUUGAGUGAACCAAAGUAAAACAGUAACAUGGACCGUAAUAUUUAAUCACAACUUUGUAAUCUACAUAUAACUUUAAAAAUUGCAUAAUAGAAAAAAACAUUGGUUUUUCUGUAUCAGAGACGUAGAUACAAUUGGCCAAACUUUAUGAUCGAUUUAUGUUUUUGUGCUUUAUUUAUCUAUUUACUUUUGACCUUAACUCACUGUUCUAAUAAAGUUUCAAAGUUUGGUGUACAUCUUUUUGAUAGCACUCCCUAGGGAAACAAACAAAAAGUAGGUGAACAGAAAAGAAAAAAAAAAAAAAAAAAAAAAAAGCUAAUAAGAUUCUAUCAUGUCAAACAAGUGCUGCUUAAUUUGACCACAAAGAAACUUUACUAAUAGUUGUUUACUUUUUAGCCUUUAAUGUCAAAAUCUAAGAAAAUAACUCCAAUAUUACAUACAUAAGGUAUAUAACAUUCUAUCAUGCUUCUCACCAAAUUAUCUUUUAAUAUUUCAGCUUUGAAAACAUAUCAUAUACUUUCUUUACAUCCAAAUUUCUCUAUUCAACCUACAAAAAUGAGAAACAAGAUGUCCCUUUUGUUCAUUGGAGCAAUGUUAUUUGUUUGUGUUGGAGCUGAACCAGCAGCAGAUAAACAAGCUUUGCUUGAUUUCCUUCACAAAAUGAACCACUCUUCACUUCUCAACUGGAACAAAAAAUCUUCUGUAUGCAAAAAAUGGAAUAGAGUUACUUGCAACACUGAAAAAUCAAGAGUUAUAUCUCUUCAGCUACAAAGUCUUGGAUUGAAUGGUUCAAUUCCAGUAAACACUCUUAGUAGACUCUCAGCUCUUGAAAAUUUGAGUCUUGCAUUUAACAAAUUUUCUGGUCCAUUGCCAUUAGAUUUUUCAGUUUGGAAGAAUCUAACUGUUGUUGAUUUUUCCAACAAUUCUUUUAAUGGUAGCAUUCCUUUAUCAGUUUCAAAUUUGACUCAUCUUACUUCUUUGAUUCUAGCUAAUAACACUCUUUCUGGUGAAAUUCCUGAUAUCAAUGUUCCUAGUCUCAAAGAUCUACAUUUGGAAAACAAUAAUCUUAGUGGUUUUGUUCCUAAAUCACUUCAAAGAUUUCCAAGUUUGGUCUUUUCAGGAAACAAUGUUACAUAUGUAAAUGUUUUUCCUGCAAAUGUUCAUAAAAAAAGGAAAAAAACCAAAGGACUUAAAGAAAAAGCAUUAUUAGGUAUCAUCAUUGGUGGUUGUGUGCUAGGAAUUUUAAUUAUAGCAGCUUUCUUGAUUGUCUGCUGCUAUGAGAAACGCGGUGAAGAUGGAGAAGUUAUUAAGUCUCAGAAGAAUAAAGAAGUUUUUUCUGAGAAGAAAGAAUCUUCUGAGAGUCUAGAAAGAAACAAAAUCGUUUUCUUUGAGGGUUGCAAUCUUGUAUUUGACUUGGAAGAUUUGUUGAGAGCUUCUGCCGAGGUGCUUGGAAAGGGAACAUUUGGUACCGUUUAUAAGGCUGCUCUGGAGGAAGCAACAACGGUUGCGGUUAAGAGAUUGAAGGAGGUUACGGUUGGGAAACGCGAAUUUGAACAGCAGAUGGAGAUGGUGGGAAAGAUUAGGCAUGAAAAUGUGGAUGCAUUAAGGGCUUAUUACUAUUCAAAGGAAGAAAAACUUAUGGUUUAUGAUUUUUAUGAACAAGGCAGUGUCUCAGCAAUGUUACAUGGCAAAAGAGGGGUAGAAAGAAUUCCUUUAGAUUGGGAAAGCAGGUUGAAAAUAGCAAUUGGUGUAGCAAGAGGCAUUGCUCACAUUCAUGGAGAACAACUAAUCCAUGGAAACAUAAAAGCCUCAAACAUCUUCCUCAACUCCAAAGGAUAUGGUUGUAUAUCCGACAUCGGUCUAGCAACAAUGAUAACAAGUCCAAUAUCGCCAAGGGCAGCAGGAUACCUUGCGCCAGAAGUAACCGAAACUCGAAAAUCAACACCAGCAUCCGACGUCUAUAGUUUUGGUGUCUUGUUACUUGAACUUUUAACUGGAAAAUCUCCUUUACAUGGAGGUGAGGAAGUUGUUCAUUUGGUUAGGUGGGUUAAUUCUGUGGUUAGAGAAGAGUGGACUUCUGAAGUGUUUGAUUUAGUCUUAUUGAGAUAUCCUAAUAUAGAGGAAGAAAUGGUUGAGAUGUUACAAAUUGGUAUGGCUUGUGUUGUGAGGUUACAUGAUGAAAGACCUAAAAUGGAUGAAGUUGUGAGACUGGUUGAGGAAAUUCGAAAGGUUAAUAGUGGAAAUAGAACAUCGACUGAAUCUAGAUCGGAAUGUUCAACUCCAACUCCUCAUAUUGUCGAUGUAAAUUAAUUUUACACUGAUAUCGAAUGAGAGAGCUUCAUUUUUUUUAAUAUUAUUCAAUGGUCGAAUAUUAAAUUUUUAAUGAAUGUCGGUGUAAAAUAGAUUAGAGUGAUGUUCCGUAUCUAUUUUUUUUAGUGAAUGAUCGUUAAAUAUGUAA